This is a messenger RNA of Penicillium vulpinum, 1797 nucleotides long. Its product is annotated as putative carboxylesterase. The record is from RefSeq and is a predicted model, not a curated record. The coding region runs from base 1 to 1797 and encodes 598 amino acids. The transcript has 5 exons. NCBI's taxonomy places the organism in Eukaryota, Fungi, Ascomycota, Eurotiomycetes, Eurotiales, Aspergillaceae.
AUGGGUUUCAUGGCUGGAAUAAGCAGCCUUGUGCUUUUGGCCCUGACCACUGCCCCAAUUGGUCUAGCUACUCCUGUCCAAACAUCAAGCCCAGUGGUUGAUUUAGGCUACGCCACUUACAAGGGGUACCAUGAUGACACCUAUGACCUCAAUGUCUUCAAGGGGAUUCGAUACGCCGCCCCUCCCGUAGGAAAGCUGCGAUGGCAAGCACCCAAGGCCCCUCUAGUGAACAGGACUGCCAUCCAGUCUGCCACUGAACAGCCCCCAAUUUGCCCACAGUCCGGUGGUGCCAAGCUUCCGGAAGUAUAUGGUUUCAAUUCAGCCCUGGGCAAUGAGGACUGCUUGUUCUUGAAUGUGUAUGCUCCGCCCGGGGCCAAGGAUCUCCCUAUUCUCCUUUGGAUUCAUGGUGGGGGAGAUGGACUUUUCGGAGCCUUCUACGAUCCCAGUGAGUUGAUUAACACGAACGACAAGGGGUUCAUUGCAGUUAUGAUUCAGUACAGACUGGGAGCCUUUGGCUUCUUGUCAUCGGAAGGCGUACACAAGUACGGCAAGACAAAUGCAGGUCUGCUUGAUAUGCGUUUCGCUCUUGAAUGGGUCCAGAAGAACAUUGAAAAAUUUGGUGGUGAUGCCUCCCGCGUCACGGUCGCCGGUGAAUCUUCCGGAGCAGGCUCGGCGAUGCUGCAGUCAUUGGCCUACGGUGGUCGUGAGGACCACCUAUUCAAUAAUGUUAUCGCCGCCAGCCCGUAUACCACAUCCUUGUAUCAGUACGAUGGUAAAGUGCCGACAGGUCACUAUAAAGAUUUUGCGGCACGAGCAGGAUGCUAUAAGAAAAAUAUGUCCGAGGCAGCCGUGUUUAACUGCCUUGUCAAGGCCGACACUGUCACUUUGCAAUAUGCUAGUGCAAAUGUCUCCAUUUCAGGAGAAUGGGGUACCUGGGCUUUCCUCCCUGUCGUCGAUGGCAGUUUCAUUCGGGAACUGCCAUCCAAGCAAUUGCUCAAGAAGAAAGUGAGCGGCAAGCGCGUGUUGUCUGGAUACAAUGCCAAUGAUGGUGUUCCGCUUAGCCCGCCUAAUGUGAACAGCACUGGAGACUUCCUGGAUUAUAUCCACUCUGCUUUCCCUUCAUUCUCUCCCAAAGAUUAUUCCCGUCUGAUGGACAUCUACGGGGUCCGACACAGCUCCCCCGAAAACACUGGUCCACGGUACGAUACACUAGGCGAUAGUGGUCCAACCGCUCUGAACCAGUCCGAAAUGGCAACUGGUCUCCAGCAGACCGUGUUCAACAUCUAUGCCGAAUCCUCCUUUGACUGCCCCGCUUACUGGCUUGCGGGUGCGUUCGCUGGAGGUCGCACCAAGGAAAGUUGGCAAUAUCAGUACUCUGUCACCCCCGGGUACCACGGGUCGGAUUUGUCCGCGUACUUCUCCGUUGGAGCGACUACGCCUGCUCGCGGCUUUAUGCAUGCAUUCCAGAAGAUUUGGGGCAAUUUCAUCAUCAAUAAUACUCCAGUCAUCUCUAUCACUGACGCAAAGGGUGGUGCAGACAACGCUACCGUACCUGAGGGUGUGAACGGAGAUAUCUCCUGGCCGAAGUGGAACAGCGACUCCCCUGUCGUGAUGAACCUGAACACCACAGGUGGAUCAACCGUGUUCGUUGAAGUUACCCCUGAGCUGACUUACUGGGUUCGGGACGGACCUGGCGUCACGAACGAGUUCAGACUAGCAGAUGCAUCGAAGUGGGAAGGUGGCCGCGGUGCCCGCUGUGAGUUCUGGAGAAGCGUUGGACCCCGUGUGCCAGCAUAA